AGUUAACGCUCGGCUGCCCUAACUUUUACAAGACAUGGAAAAAAAAGUUACUACUUUAGGUCAUGUGAUGUCACACCCGGAAAGAUUGCAUAGUCCGCAGGGCAGCGACGCACUGUGAACUUCUUGGACGUUAUCGUGUUCUUUUCCCAAUAAUAUUUCAUUGUGCGCUUAUGUUAAAAGUGCGGCUGAAGUUCGACCUGCGCAGAGAUGUGGAGGCUGACAUCCGCAGAAAGGAGGCGGCGAUGUGCAGGGUGAAAGACUAUUCUGGAGCAGUGGACAUUUUAAUCCUCAACACUGAGCGAGAUGGAGGCAUCCUUUACUCCUGGAAGGGAUCGACUGGGACCACCAGAGUUGGGAAAUAUGACCCAGGUAUCAAACAGAAUAAACUCCUGUACACAUUUGACAAGGAUGUUUGUGUUAGCAGCUGCUCCCUGAACAAGGAGGAGACGUUGUUAGCUGUCAGCUUAGCACAAAACACCGAUGAAGAGGAGCACCUCAAACCAAUAUCCAACUGUCUGACGCUCCUGAUUGAGAUCCAUCCAAUCAACAACACUAAGGUCUUAAAGGCAGUAGACUGCCGGGUCAAAGUACAGUUCCUUCAUCCGGAAACUGACCGCAGAUCGGUGUAUGAAAGCCACCUGCUGCUCCUGACUGAAGAUGGAUAUGUGGAUCAGUACCACGUUCAGCUGACCAGACAUGAGGGUUACAAAGUGGUGCUGGCCAAUCCCGAGCGUUUGUCCAAGACAGCUGAGCGGGUGGUGGAUGAUUUCUGCUGGGUCCUAUGGGACGUGCACACGCAAAGACUCUACUAUCUAACUCAUGCGGACAAGUUUCUGAUGCGAUGUGUGCAGUUCUACGACCAACGCAAUUGUGAAACAGUGCUGGAGCUCCCAUUAGAGCUGCCUGCCAAUGCUUUCAACACAGUCAAGUUUGUGAACCUCGGUUUUGAUCACCAUCAUGUCGAGAAGCCAGAGCGAGUCAAGAUGGACGUUUUCACAAACAGAUUAGGAAGCAUGUGCGUGUGCUACAGUCGACCGGCUCUCGACAAACCGGAGCUCGUCUAUUCUGUGGUUUUAGUUCACAAAGACUGCAGCAAGACUUUUCGGGUCACCUUGGACCAGCCGACACGGGACGCCACGCAGUUCCAUCCGCUUUUCAUCCCUAUUGGUUACUACGUCGUCGUGUAUCUGCACGGCCGAUUCCUGCACUGCAUCAACACCAGGCAGCAGGAGAUGCUCUGCCACUCCCUCUUCCUGUCUGGUGACGAUGCGGACUUGGGCCUACCUUCAAAGUCCGCGAGGUUCUCGGUGCUGCAUGCAGAAGAAGAAGCAAGCACGGCCAUGUUGGACCUGGCGAGCGGGACGAUCAAAGGAGUUCAAUUCAGCACAUCGCACCUUCUUCGGAUUCUACGAUCGGACUUGAGACUCCACAAGAUGGACGACGCUCAACGCCUGGCUGCCCUUCACUGCCUGCUUCUUUCCAGCGAAAAUGACCGAAAUGUGGAGCCGGAGAUUAUUGAGUGGCUGUGCGGCAAUGUCAAAUCUCUGGAGUCCUUCGACCAGAUCCAGGAGUUCAUUCUAGCAUCUUUGUACAAAAUAAGCUACCAGAAAUCCCUAAGCCUUGAUAAACUGCUGCCUUGCUCAUCGGUGUUUGACAGGAAGGAGGUACCAGCGUGCCUAAUGGAGAUCCCUGGUGUGUGUUGCACCACACAGUCGCAUAUCGAGUAUGUCUUUAAAGGGAAGGCCCGGAGUCUCCAGGGUUUCUGGUCUGAGCUGCAGUGGAACACGGAGAGAGCAACCUUUUUUGAUGUGGAUCCCAACCCCAGAUACAAAACCUCCCAUGUUGAGAACUACUGGAGGAAAAUUAUGACUGAGAAUUUGUCCAGCCAGAUGUCUCAUGUGUUGGAGAACACCAAGAGGGUUCUUACUUUAGUGGACACUCGGCAUCUUGACAGAAAGCUGGUGCCCCUUUUUCAGGAGGAAGACAACCAGCAGGGGCUGUUCAUAGGAUUGACUGUAGAGAAGCUGCGAGAGCAUCUGGACAUACACCUGCCUCGACUGAGCAAAAAGAAGAUAGACUCCCUGGUCAUCAACUACGUUGCCAAACAGUUGGACCUGAUCAGACACAUGCUGGAGUCAGUCUGGCUGAAGCACAAGCUGGGCCCUCGUGUUUUAUGCCUAGCACAGCAAGCCAGUCCAGGCGAGUGGGCCGUGUUCCACUUCAUGCUUCGGAUUCUGGAAGCCACUAGGGGUCUCUGCAUGCCCCUCCCACCUGGUUACCACACGCUGCUAACGACGAUGGCUUUGCGCUGCCUCCCUCGUCACACUUUCCUACAGUACGUCGACCACGGAUUCCUACAGCUGACAGAUACCUUCGUGUCUCGAGUCGUGACAGAUCUGGACAACAGUGCAGCUAACGAGAAACUGAAGUUCAGCGUAUUAAAGAGGCUUCCCGAGGCAAACAGAUUUUACCGUAUGUGGGAUCAUCCUGUCAGUUCAGCUUCCAUCUGUAGAGAUUAUGUCGGGAAUCUGCUGGGGAGACACAACAGAAACAAGGGUUUCGCGUUCACCGGCAGAGACAAAGUAGGCUUCAGAGCUGAAUUUUUGCCUCUGACACACCUGAUCAAAGUGCUCUCCAAUAAAGAUGAGCAAGCUGUGAACCCCUUCGAAGAACAGGAGAAGGUGGACGCCACAUUUGUGGAGGAGACGGCUCUGAAACAGACACUCAUUCUGCUGGGAUUUGAGAGAAAAUGAACCCAAAAGGAAAAAUAGGACAGAUGAGGAUGACAAAGGGAUGAUUAAAAACGAAAGCCAUCGUAGAAUGGGAAGACGGUGACCCAAAACUGGAAGCCAAAUCAAUACAUUUGUCCUUAGAAUAAUCUUAACUCAUUGGCUGCCAUUGAUGACGAUGGACGGGAUUACACUGCUGGUCAAAAGUAUUGGCACCGCUGCAAUUCUGUCAGAUAAUGCUCAAUUUCUUCCAGAAAAUGAUUGCAAUUACAAAUGCUUUGGUAGUAAGAUCUUCAUUUAUUUUGCUUGCAAUGAAAAAACACAAAAGACAAUGGAAAAAUUAUUUAAAUCAUUAUCAUUUUACACAAGUAGGCCAGACAAAAGUAUUGGAACCAUUAGCCUAAUACUUGGUAGCACAACCUUUAGACAAAAUAAACACGAACAACCGCUUCCGGUAUCCAUCAAUGAGUUUGUUACAAUGCUCUGCUGGAAUUUUUGACCAUUCUUCUUUGGCCAACUGCUCCAGGUCUCUGAGAUUUGAAGGGUGCCUUCUCCAAAACUGCCAUUUUCAGGUGUUCUAUGGGUAGGUCUGGACUCAUUGCUGGCUAGUGUCCAGCGCUUUCUCUCAAACCAUUUUCUAGUGCUUUUUGAAGUGUGUUUUGGGUCAUUGUCCUGCUGGAAGACCCAUAACCUCUGAGGGAGACCCAGUUUUCUCACACUGGGCCAUACGUUAUGCUGCAAAAUUUGUUGGGAGUCUUCAGACUUCAUAAUGCCAUGCACACGGUCAAGCAGUCCAGUGCCACAGGUGGCAAAGCAACCCCAAAACAUCAGGGAAACUCUGCCAUGUUUGACUGUGGGGACAGUGUUCUUUUCUUUGAAGGCCUCAUUUUUUUUCUGUAAACUCUAUGUGGAUGCCUUUUCCCCCCCAAAAACUUUUGUCUCAUCUGAUUAGAGAACAUUCUUCCAAAACGUUUUUGGCUUUCUCAGGUAAGUUUUCGCGUACUCCAGCCUGGCUUUUUUAUGUCUCUGGGUCAGAAGUGGAGUCUUCCUGGGUAUCCUACCAUAGAGUACCUUUUCAUUCAGACGCUGACGGAUAGUAUGGAUUGACACUUUUGUACCCUCAGACUGCGGGACAGCUUGAACUUGUUUGGAUGUUAGUCGAGGUUCUUUAUCGACCAUCCGCACAAUCUUUCGUUGAACUCUCUCGUCAAUUUUUCUUUUCCGGCCACAUCUAGGGAAGUUAGCCACAGUGCCGUGGGCUUUACACUUAUUGAUGACACUACGCACGGUAGACACAGGAACAUUCAGGUAGGGCUGCAGCUAUCGAAUAUUUUAGUAGUUGAUUAAUCGAUGGACUAGUUCAGGGUUUUUUAAUGCAUUCAUAAUUUUGUUUAUAGGUAUAUGCAGCUGUUUUUUGCGGGAAUAUGUGUCUGGACCA
Molecule: messenger RNA, 4167 nt
Organism: Corythoichthys intestinalis (scribbled pipefish)
Lineage: Eukaryota; Metazoa; Chordata; Actinopteri; Syngnathiformes; Syngnathidae
Gene: gsap
Product: gamma-secretase activating protein
Exons: 32
Coding region: 171-2753 (860 amino acids)
Biological process (GO): positive regulation of amyloid-beta formation
Cellular component (GO): trans-Golgi network
Source: RefSeq, a predicted model, not a curated record